Molecule: messenger RNA, 1175 nt
Organism: Galendromus occidentalis (western predatory mite)
Lineage: Eukaryota; Metazoa; Arthropoda; Arachnida; Mesostigmata; Phytoseiidae
Product: visual pigment-like receptor peropsin
Exons: 7
Coding region: 1-1047 (348 amino acids)
Biological process (GO): G protein-coupled receptor signaling pathway; visual perception
Cellular component (GO): membrane
Molecular function (GO): G protein-coupled receptor activity
Source: RefSeq, a predicted model, not a curated record
AUGCACCUCUCGAAGGAGGCCCACAUGGCAAUCGGAAUUUUCCUCAUUGUUUCUGGCAUCAUCGGAAUCAUAGCCAAUUCUGCGGUGAUCGCAUCUUUCAUCAUGAUGAAGUCCAGGCUCUCGCCUGUGUCGAUUGUUCUGCUCAACCUAACGCUAUCAGAUCUCGGAAUAAUUCUCAUGGGUUUCCCAUUCAACGCCUUGUCCCACUUGUCCGGAGGAUGGUUGUUCGGUUGGAUAGGCUGCCAAAUCUAUGGAUACUGUUGUUUCUUGUUCGGAACGGCCCAUAUCGGAGGCUUGUCGCUUUUGGCAUACGAACAAUAUCGGAGCAUAACAAGAAUGAGACCUGAUGCCGCACCUUCACAGAGUUAUCUGGAUCGACUGCAGCGAAAUUAUAUCUUCUACGGUCUGGCGAUCUGGGUGUUCGCUCUCAUUUGGGCAACUCCCCCGCUCUUAGGAUGGAGCCGGUAUUAUUACGAACCUUUCGGUACCGCGUGUACAAUUGACUGGCGGGAUGAAACGUUUGAAUUUAAAUUCUACAUCGUGGCCUACUUCAUCGGAGGUUAUGUCCUGCCGUUCAGCCUGAUGCUGCACUCGUUCCGAAGGAUCAUUGCCAUAAAAAAGGCAUAUAAGCAGAAUAGCGUCCGACUCAAUCAGCGCGGUAUAAUCGAGACGUUGAAGAGGCAGAGAGAAGAGGAUCUCACGCUGACCUGUAUUCUGACCGUGGUCAGUUUCCUCUUGACCUGGACCCCUUACGCCAUCCUGUGUCUUUGGAGUGUGUUCCUGGGUCCGCACGGCGUACCGUCGAUUCUCGCCCUGGGUCCGAACAUCUGCGCCAAAGCUUCGGGUGCCUUGAACCCCAUUAUUUACACUCUAAGCAAUCGGAGAAUGCGAGCGAGAAUUGCGAAUAGCUUACGGAAGCUGUCCGGACGCAAGAGACGCAAUUACGGGAGCAAUUCAACCAGCGACGAAGUUCCUAUUCCUCUCCGCGAUCAGAUUACAUGCCCAAGGAACGUCGUCACAGGACCUGAUACAGCUGUGACAGCAUAGUGGGGAGCCCCGGACGGAAGGGCUCGUCUCCGGUCGGGAUUCAAUGUGACAAUCAAAGUUUAUUUUUGUGUCGGACAGAGAUUUGCUCCUCGGUCAGUCGCCGCCCGGCGAAGCAUCUCGAUGGAGCC